This is a messenger RNA of Moneuplotes crassus, 4147 nucleotides long. NCBI's taxonomy places the organism in Eukaryota, Ciliophora, Spirotrichea, Euplotida, Euplotidae. The record is from the annotation of a GenBank genome assembly.
UAUGGAUACACAAGAGCCAGAGGUUACCAAGCAACCUGAAGAAACUAAGAUCGAUGACAAGCUUCCUCCUGUUAUUACAAACCUGAAGGAAGAUUUCAAGCAGCUUGAUAUAAACCCAGAGGGAUCCCCUGAUUUGGCCCAGAAAGUCCAAAAAGGACUUUUAGUAAUCCUCCAGAGUGUUUUCAGUACUAAAAAUAAGUCAAAAGAGAUAUCAGAGAAGAUGCCUGAGCUAGAUGAAGUUCAUAUAGAUUGUGAGGAAUCGAUCAAGAUCUUUGAAGAUCUUAAGAGAAUUAAUAGCAUCUUGUUGAACAAAAUGAUCUGUGAGGUAAUCUGGAUACUCACCUUUAACAUCAAAGAUCUCUGUGGGCCAGCUGAUAAGAAAGAAGACGCAGCCCAGUCAGACAAUGAGUCUAAGAAGAAUAUUAGACAGGCUAUUAUAAAGUUUAUUGAAAAUGGUCUAGUGACCCUGGAAACGAUCCAGGAAGAGCUUGAAGAGGAUGCUUUGAUAGAACUAGAGUUUUUCUCCAAAGACAAUUAUGUCUCAAAAAGAAAUAAAAUCAGGACUAAUAUGCUAUACGAGCUUAAGAAAUUCAACCUCUUCCGAGAGGAAAAUGAAGGAUAUGCAAGAUUAAUCACUGAGUUAGUACAGCCAAAUGUUAGGAGUGAUAACAUUGAGACAAUUAUUGAUAACAUUUUCUCCUUAAUUGGAUUCUUUAGACUUGAUCCAAAUAGAGUUAUAGAUGUAAUCCUGGACUGAUACUCCUUCCACCCUGACAACGAUUGCUUCCAGAAAAUCCUGUUCAGGUUUAUACAGAAGAAGCGAGAUGAGGAUUCUUUGUCGUCAAUAUCACAUAUUUUGAGAUUUAAGAUUAAGAAUUCUUAUGAGCACAAGAAGGUUCCUGAAAGGCUCAUAAAGUUAGCAGCUUACUUCAUUAAGAACGAAGAAAUUUCUCUUGAAGAAAUCCUGGAAUUUGAUGAAAAAGAUAACCCUCUUCUUAAUAAGAAUCUGAACACACCAGCUGGGCUCACAGUUGGGGAGAUUAAGAAAAUCUCUGAGAAGGCAAGGAACCCUCUUGCAGACCUGAACUACCUCAUUAUUGAUAAGCGUCUCAAGGCUGAAGAGUACUAUAAAGAUGCCCAUACUAUCAAGCUAACUCAAUUGUCCUCUCAAGAGAAGGAGAAAGAGAAACUGAGGGCUAAGGAAUCAUUACUCAGGACUUAUGAGAAGAACUUCCAGCUACUUCUGCUUUCUAACCUUGUCAAGCUCAAUUGUUGGAGAGAUGUAGAGAUCAUGACUACUAUUCCACUGACAUAUCUCAGUAAUAAGUUUGAGAAUGUUAGAAAUGACUCUAUUAUUGAUGCUAAGUGGCAUAGAGGCCUCUGUCAAAACCUUUGCGACCUGCUGAUGUGGUGUAUAGAUCCAAUGUAUAAGAAGAUUUCUCCGGUUACAAAGUUCAAUAGACCUUACAAAAAGUUACCUCAGGAGUUCACUUCGAAUAGUUGGAACCCAGAACUUUCAAUUUGCCAAGUAAAUACAGUAGAAGAGCUGUUUGUUGAAUUGCCCAAAAUCAUGAGAGUUCUCGGUGCAGGAAUCUCAAGUGAUCUCAUAUGUUUUACCAAGCUGAUAAGAUUACUAUGAAGCUGCUUCAAGAAACCUAUAAGUGAAGAAUAUAAGGAUAUUCUCCAAAAUAUGUUAAAUUUUUCGUUCCUACCAGCUCUGAGCAGCAUUGAGAGCAACCCUGGAAUUUCCAACAUGAUAUGGGAACUAUUACAAGUUUAUUCUUCUCGAGAGAGAUAUGAAAUCUAUGAUUUCUGGUUCAGGAUAGGAUCAAGCAUGACUUGUGAAUCAGUGUGCCAAAUGUGCACAACUGAAAAAGAAACACUAGACUGGUGUAAAAGAGUUAACAACGAAAAGGCUAAAGAAGCUGGAAGACUUUUGAGUAGAAUCUCAUGCAGCAAUCCUCUUGUUUCCUUUGAUAUUGUUAUUAGUAACAUUAGAGCUUACAGAAAUCUUACCGAUCCUACCUUGAUAGCUCUUAACUACUGAUCCCAACUGAGUUUAGACUGUAUCGCAUUCACCUUGGUUAGGCAGAUAAUGGACUUUAAGACUGAGAAGAUCGAGAAGACAGGAACUUUAUCUGCAUGGCUUCAAAACAUCACUUCCUUUGCAGGGCAAUUCUUCAAAAAGCAUCAUAAUGUUGACCUGAACGCUAUCUUUGUAUUCCUGCUCAAUCACAUCAAACAAGGCUUCGUUCCUGAGAUGAGUCUGUUAAGAGAUAUUGUAAUGUUCAUGUCAGGGUGGGUGACCCUAGAUCUCACUGAAAUGACUCAAAAUCAAAUAGAAUGUCUUGCUGGAGGAUUUUUACUGAGAAUUGAAGCUUCAGAGUAUACUGAAAAAUUGAGAUCCUCAAAAUAUUCUGAAAGAGCUCUAAAAAGAGCACUAUAUGAAAUCACGCCUUAUUGAUAUAGAGAAAAUGAGGAUGGAGAGCUCAAGCAGGGAAACUUCUCAUUUGCAUUCUUAUUUAUGGUUCUAGUAGGAGUUACUAGCAAAACUGUGCUUUAUUGCCACGAUAGUAGCCAGCUAAGAUUUUUAAGCUCCAGACACGAUGAUUUGCAUAGUAUUUUCAUUCAAAUCAAUGAGUUCUUGAUGUUUGCUGAGAAACAUCCUUCAAGUUAUGAACAGUUAUUACCAACGAAUCCUUUACAUGUCUUGACCAGGACAUUCGGAAUGCAUCCAGAACAAGUUUUCACUACUAUCAGACACUGCUUAAAGCCAUUAUAUGAACUUUCACCAGAAGAAUUCAAGGCAAAAACUGAAGAAUUUAAGGAUGUCCUAGAUUAUCAUCUGUCAGAGAAUGCUAAAUGUAUUGGAACUGAAUGAUCGAAUGAUUACUUUACUGAAAAGGAGUACCUGAUAGAUCAAAAAAAUAAAGUUUGGAACUUCAUCACUCCAGAACUUUACACUCUCUUCUGGUAUCUCCAAUUGUCAAAUAUCCAUUGCCCGAUUGACAAGUAUAAAUCUACUACCGAGAAAAUACAAGCUAGACCAGUCGAAGACAGUGAGAGCAACAAGAAGAAGAAAUCUAGAAUUAUGAAGAAUAAAAAGAGAUCUAUUCAGGCCUUGAAAGAUGAAAGAGACGGUAUUCUGAAGAAUAUCGAGCUACAUGAGACUUACAUCAAGGGAAUUUGUGAAAACCUCUUUUCCUCGAUUCUAUCCAAGAACAUUCUCUACAUUAGGGUGUAUGUAAUCCAGUACCUGAUUCACCCAAGAAUGGUGUUUUCUCCAAGAGAUGCUAUAUAUGUAAUCAAGUUCAUGGUGCUGCUUACCAAGCUGAAGACGCCUUAUUUCAACUUGAUUGGUCUGAUAGGAUUUUUACUCAAGGAAACAUUACCAUACAUCCUAUGCUGCACAGAGAAAGAAUCACAUAACUUCGGUUUGUUCUUCCUUGAGUUAUACAAAACUCUCAAUCACUGGCAAAUCAGAGAGAUUUGGGACAAAGAGUGCUAUAAAACGCCAGGUUUUUACAAGAAAAUUGUGAAAGAUGAAUCUAAUAAGGAAGAGGAUAAGGAUAAUAAAGAGAAUUCAGACAAACCAAGGCCAGAGAUUAUGUCUUAUAACGAAUUUUUAAAGGUCCAUAAUACCCUUGGCAAGAAGAUCCUUGAUAUUGUCAAAAUCUGUCUCAAGAGAGAUUAUAUGGCUGCAAGGAAUGCAAUUGUGAUGCUGAAGAAACUUGAGACAGUGUACCCAACAGAGAAGAACAGUAUUGAUAAAAUUAAAUAACAUGAUGGAAGACCUGAUCAACACUUGUGAAGAAGAUGAUCUUAAGACCCUAGCCAAUGCGUAUAUCUCCAUUUUGAACAGAAAGAUAAGAGCAAAUGAGCCAAAUAAUAUGGAAAAAGGGCAGAUAAAAGAAGAUAUUAAGGGAGAUAGCCAAAGAAAAAGAGAUGAUAAGUACCACUCUAAGUCAAAAUCCAGAGAAAGACCAAGAUCUCGUCACUCGAACCGAGACAGCAGGUCUCCAACUUCAAGGGAUAGAAGCAGAAGUCAAGCUAAAAGAGAUAGGAAGAGUAAGUCUCCCAGAAGAAGUGAUAAGAGGAGUAAAUCCAAAGAUAUGAAGGAUAGCAGAAAAAGGCAGAAGAACUAAUU